AUGGCGGGGCCGUCCGUCGAGAGAUGGCGGGAGGAGCUGCAGAAGGCGAAGGCGGACGCCGACAAGGUGCGGUCCGACCUCCAGCGGUGGGAGCUGCUGGGGUCCCAGAAGGGCGCCGCCAGCGAGCGCGGGAGGCAGGGCACGGCCGUCCGGGACGCCCUGGGGCGGCUGAAGGAGACCCGGACGACGCUGGAGCGCCUCAGCGGCGAGCUGGCCGCCAUGCGGACUGGGCCGGCGACCUCCGAGGCCACGCGCAAGACGCUCACCGCUUACGGCGACGAGCUGGCUCAGGUGCAGGUCCAGCUGCAGGACAUGCAGCAGCGUGCCAGGGGCGCUGCGGGCCCGCCCGUCGGCAGCGCCGCGAGCUGGUCAGCUGCGCCCAGCCCAGGAUUGCCCGCCGCCGCUGGAGUCGGCCCCCGCGGGGAGCUUCGGGCGUCUGCCGAUGCAGCCCGUGUCCAACAGGCAGCGUAUGGAGCAGAAUGA
Prorocentrum cordatum is the source of this 483-nucleotide messenger RNA. The record is from the annotation of a GenBank genome assembly. Lineage: Eukaryota; Dinophyceae; Prorocentrales; Prorocentraceae.